Molecule: messenger RNA, 1791 nt
Organism: Symbiodinium sp. CCMP2592
Lineage: Eukaryota; Dinophyceae; Suessiales; Symbiodiniaceae
Source: the annotation of a GenBank genome assembly
AUGCGCGGCUUGUAUUCCAAACUCGGUGCUGGACUUUCUCUUGGACUUCUGAUCUUGGGAUGGUUUGUGUUCGUUGUAUUGACGCCGACAAAAGAGGCAACAACUCAGAAAAGAGAAGGCUUGUGUGACCGCUUGAAAGAUCUCAAUCGUUCGCAAGCAUCGUGCGAUCUGUUUGGCGGCUGUCAUGGUUACUGCCCGGGCAAUCCAUGUCAGUGCACGUCUCAAUGCAACAACUUCGGCAACUGUUGCGAAGAUUUUGUGGAAAGCUGCAUGAAUGAAUCGCAUGUCGAUUAUGAGUUGGCGAAACUUGAGGAAAAGUUGCAGGAGAUGGAGCAUGGCAAAGGCAUUGUCGGGCGUGAGUGGAUCUUGAGCUUGGUAAUGUUUUUCUUCGUGUUGACAAUGAUGGCCCUGCUGUACUUCGCACAUUCGGAGAAUAAACACAUGCAAAACGCAGUGUACGAGCUGACGUGCACCACCGUUUCCAUUUUUGCCACGAAUACCGUUACGGUGGCUGCCCAUGGUGUGUUAAUUGAGCAGUUGUGGAUGGGAAAGUACCCUGGAUUAAACCAAAAGGCAGGUCCAAUCGUGCAGGCCAAGAUAUAUGGCAUAUUGUCCAUCCUAUGCUUCCUCGGAUCCAACUGGAUUAUUUACAGAUUCAGGGAGAAGGAGCAUAAUUAUUCGGCGCUUGGCCAGCUGUCGAGCCAUAUGACUGGCUUCACUCUGAUACAAGCCAUCGGCAGUCUGCAGUGGAGCGUGAGGGAAGAUGGAUGGAAAUGCUUUCUCGUGCUACCCUGGACAGCGAUCCUUUUGAGAGGUAUGCUGUUUCUCGGUGAGCGGUUGCGUGCACAGUGUGUUGGGAGCACGGAAGUGUACUGGGAGUACCAAGCAGGCGAUGAUGAGUGGCAUAGAUUUCCCGAUGCAACGAGUCGCGAGCUUGAAUCUCGAUUCAUGGACUCUUCGGAUUCCGAAUCGGAGGUGGCCUUCACCAUUCCAGUGUCCGACCCUGCGGAUCCGCGACAGAAAGUGGAAGUGGCUUUGCCAAAUGCAAACGCAAUUUGCGAAUCUCCACAUGGAGAAAUGUUCCCGGAAGAUGACGGCAGUGAUCUCAGCUGCGCGGCCUGGAAAGUACGCAGAGAAUGCCCUUGGCUCGAUUUCGCAAGUGAGAUAUUUACUGAGGGUGCGGCUCUGGUGAUGGGUUUCUUGGUGAUGCAGACCAUUCUCCUGUUUCACACGGGAUACUUGCAUUCUGUGGAGGGCCUCCUGCAGAAGCCGAAAGAUUGGGACUGGGUGCUCACUGGCAAAGUCCUGGGCUGGAGCGUGGUUUUCGGCUCCUUUGUCCCUGUGGUGGCUGCAAGCUCCGCCUGGAUCCCGGCUCGUUUCCUUCCUGACGCAGAGCUUCUCCGCGAGUCAUGUUCUUCUGCACUUGCCUGGUGUCUCGUCCGCGGGGCUGCAUUGACAGUCAGGCCGCAUUGUUCCAUCAUGGACACAUACAUCGUGGUGGCCUUCCCGCUGACCUGGCUAGCAUUUGUCGUGACUGGAUUUGCCUACAGCAUCCCUUCAGGGGAUGGAGAGUCCACUGUGGUUCCGCACAGCAUUGCCAAUGCUUUCGGCAUUGUCGUCGGCUUGGCCUGGGACAAAGCAUUCGAAUCCCUUGCUCUCCACAUGACUUCGGGCUGGUAUGGCCACUAUGUGGUCUCAAAAGUCUGUUUGGCGGGUGCUGUCAUUGUGACAAUCCUUCCAGGGUGGUAUUGGUACCUAGUGCCGCAUACACUGCGUUCUCACGGAGACUAA